GAAAACACGAUUUGCGACUGUGACCUUUUCGUUCACACUCUCAAACAAAUCUAAUAUUCAUUAGUUACCUUUUUAAACGUUGCCUUGUAGUUCACACAAUUAUCUCACGACAAUAAACCAGUUUUAUCAAUACACAAGCAUUUAUGAUACAAAUUCUUGAUACAAAACUUCAAAAAUCCCGACAAGAGCAGCCGCCAACGUUUACAAAACAGACAUGGACGAUUCAGUGUCUCUAUCGGACAAGAAAAGCUGCACUUUUUUAUUUAAAAAGAGAAAACCUAAAAAUUUGGCUGUGAGAAAACGAAGGAGCGACGAUAAUGAAAGCAGCGAGGAUGAUACUAUUGUUGUUAAAAAAGAGAAAAAGGUCGAUUGCUCAAAUCCGUUGAGGCAAAGUACAAUUAAAUAUCGGAAGCAAGCCAAGGCAGCUGAUUCUGACGACAGUGAUGAGGAAAAAGCCAUUACAGUAUCAUACAAAAGUCUUGCGACGCCUUUACCAGCUGGACCUCAAGAUCAAGGAGCAACAGCAACUUUAGAAACUGAAACCGAAGUCGACAAAGAUGCUCAAGCCAUUUUUGAGAAGGCUCAAAAAAUUAACGAGGAACUGGAGGGAAUGGAAGAUGACAAAAUAUACAGAGGCAUGAACAACUACGCUCAAUAUUUUAAGAAGAAAGAUACAGCAGCGGGAAAUGCAUCGAGUGGAAUGGUACGAAAAGGACCAAUUCGAGCUCCGGCAAAUUUAAGGGCAACUGUUCGGUGGGAUUAUCAACCAGAUAUUUGCAAAGACUUUAAAGAAACUGGAUUUUGCGGCUUCGGAGACAGUUGUAAGUUUCUUCACGAUCGAUCCGACUACAAAUUGGGUUGGCAAUUGGAAAGGGAGGCAGCCGGGGGAGGACAAGAUGAAAGUGAUGAAGACGAUACAAAAUAUGAGAUUGACAGUGACGAGGACAGUCUUCCCUUCAAAUGUUUUAUUUGUCGUAAUAGUUUCAAAAGUCCUAUAGUGACUAAAUGUAAACAUUAUUUCUGCGAAAAGUGCGCUUUAGACCAUUACAAGACUAACAAGAGAUGUUUUAUUUGCAACGUUCCAACAAACGGAGUGUUUAAUCCAGCAAAAGAAUUGAUCGCUAGAGCUCAAAUGGAAGACGUCCCAGAAAAAAAAGUCAAGGCAGAAGUUAAAAGUGAAAGUGAUUCUGAUAAUGAUUCUGAUAAUGGCGCGAAGAAGAAGACGCUUGCAGAAUGGCGUACAAUAGAAUCCUAAUUUGGAGAAUAAGGACCUCAGAUUAAGCAACUUAAUUAAUUUAAAAAUAGUAUUUUGUAUUAGUCUAGAGUUAUGUGUUUCUUUCUUUCCACUAGACGUGGGUUUUAUCCUAAAUUAAUAUUUUUUUAAAUACUAAUAACAGUCUUCGCGGAAAAUAAUGCUUUUUCGUUUGAAAAGUGUAGAAAAGAAUAUAUUAUUUUAUUUUUACAAUAAAUUAUAAUUCAAUGAUA
Messenger RNA from Belonocnema kinseyi, 1485 nucleotides. RefSeq names its product E3 ubiquitin-protein ligase RNF113A (gene mdlc). Gene Ontology annotation, biological process: snoRNA splicing. Lineage: Eukaryota; Metazoa; Arthropoda; Insecta; Hymenoptera; Cynipidae. Gene Ontology annotation, molecular function: metal ion binding. The coding region runs from base 215 to 1255 and encodes 346 amino acids. The record is from RefSeq and is a predicted model, not a curated record. The transcript is spliced from 6 exons. Gene Ontology annotation, cellular component: U2-type spliceosomal complex.